AUGGGACAUAAGGAGCAUGGAGGGACUUGGCACAUGGAAGCAGCUCAACUGGAUACGCAAAGGAAGAAGGGAGAAGCCAUCUUGAAGAAGACCAGCUCGACCGUCUACUCGACCAACCGGUCGAGUUCCUCAACUCGACCGGCCAAGCUUCAACUCGAUCGAGCUGGAACCUCCACCUUGGGAAAGGGUUGGCUAGGCAUUGAGAAGCCCAAUAUCAAGAGAAGCCUUGAUACAAGGAGUUUUAAGAGCUAG
This is a messenger RNA of Microthlaspi erraticum, 252 nucleotides long. The record is from the annotation of a GenBank genome assembly. Lineage: Eukaryota; Viridiplantae; Streptophyta; Magnoliopsida; Brassicales; Brassicaceae.